UACCUGCCUGGGUCCUUCGACAGACCACCUCGGAAUCCGGCCGAGAAGAUCAACUCCGGGUACAAGGCCAUUGAAUAUCUCACCUACCUCUUCGUCCUUGGUCCAGGGCUGCUCUACCGCAUCCUUCCAGAGCCCUACUACUCCAACUUCUGCAUGCUCGUCACUGGACUCCGCAUCUUGCACCAGCGCUCGAUAUCAUCAUCGGACCUCAUUCAAGCCCAUCGAUAUCUACUCACCUUCGUUGCGGACUACGAGAAGAUCUAUUAUCAACGACGGACCAGCCGCUUCCACUUCGUGAGACAGAGCAUCCACUCACUGACACAUGUGGCUCUCGAGGUCCAGCGUCUUGGACCACCCGGAUUGUACUCGCAGUGGACGAUGGAGCGCACAAUU
Molecule: messenger RNA, 393 nt
Organism: Schizophyllum commune H4-8
Lineage: Eukaryota; Fungi; Basidiomycota; Agaricomycetes; Agaricales; Schizophyllaceae
Exons: 1
Source: RefSeq, a predicted model, not a curated record